Laccaria bicolor S238N-H82 is the source of this 294-nucleotide messenger RNA. RefSeq lists its product as uncharacterized. Gene Ontology annotation, cellular component: cytosol. Gene Ontology annotation, biological process: mRNA splice site recognition. NCBI's taxonomy places the organism in Eukaryota, Fungi, Basidiomycota, Agaricomycetes, Agaricales, Hydnangiaceae. Gene Ontology annotation, molecular function: mRNA binding. The record is from RefSeq and is a predicted model, not a curated record. The transcript has 4 exons. The annotation marks the transcript as partial.
AUGUAUGCGGCGUCUUCGCAGCAGCAGUAUCCUAAGGAGUACAGCAUUUUCGUUGGAGAUCUUGCUCCCGAGACAUCCAACUCGGAUUUGGUUGCUGUUUUUCGUAAUCCUUUCAUUCGACCGUUUCUUAGCUGUAAGAGCGCCAAGAUUAUGCUCGACCCAGUCACAGGCGUUUCUAGGGGCUAUGGCUUUGUUCGCUUUACCGAUGAGGCUGACCAGCAACGCGCUUUGAUCGAAAUGCACGGACUUUACUGCCUCUCUCGACCAAUGCGUAUCUCUCCGGCCACUGCAAAG